Molecule: messenger RNA, 1854 nt
Organism: Astrephomene gubernaculifera
Lineage: Eukaryota; Viridiplantae; Chlorophyta; Chlorophyceae; Chlamydomonadales; Astrephomenaceae
Source: the annotation of a GenBank genome assembly
CCGGUCAAUACGCUAAACGGUACCAAUACAUGUAUAUCCAGUUUCAAUAACGAUAGCCCUUUUUAGGAAACUGCUUUACCUUCGUGAAGUUGCUUAACCAAACAAAUCUGCCUUUAUUCGGAUCCGCGCCAUGACCUGAUAUUAGUUCAUAGUACCGAACUUAAAAAGCCUACUCUAGGCAGGAAAUAGAGUAGCCAUGGCCGCCGCGGAGGUGCCAGAGUCGUUUGCGCCGGACAUCCCUGCGGAGACGAAGACUGUGAAGGCUCUUACCCUCCAAUCACUUAAACGUACAUACGACUUGUUUGUUAGCAACUAUGGUCAGCCAACGCCGUUGGAUGAGGGCAGCCAACUGCUCAAGGCGUCCAUCAAGUUCCGGGACGAGUACUCCCAUGUAGCACACCUGGUAGCUCCGCAGCCGGCACCCAAAGCCACCGCAGCACCGCCGCCGGGGCCUGCGGCAGCAGCAGCAGCAGGCCCCAGCGCCCGUGCCGCCCCCUCCUCCGAGGAGUCCCCCUCCGCCUCCGCCUCCCGCCCCGAGUCGCGCUCCAGCCUCGCAAAGCUCAUCGACAACAUCCCCCCAGCACCCUCAGCAGCAGGAGCAGGCAGCAAGGCGGGUGCCGACGGGCAGCUCGUCCUCUACCAGCCCCCCGGCAGUGCGGGUGCGGCUGCAGGGGACGCGGCGGCGGCGGCUCAGCAGCGGGCGGUUGCUGCGGUGCUGUCGGACAAGGGCGGCAGCAGCAGCGCAGCGGUGUCGCGGCGGCUGGCGAGCAAAUGGCCCCGACCCGUGUGGCAUGCGCCAUGGAGGAUGUACCGCGUCAUUUCAGGACACCUGGGCUGGGUUCGCUGCGUUGCGGUCGACCCGGGUAACGAGUGGUUCGCUACGGGCAGCGCGGACCGCACCAUCAAGAUCUGGGACCUGGCCUCGGGGCAGCUCAAACUCACACUCACAGGGCACAUCGAGCAGGUGACGGGUCUUGCUGUGUCCGCCCGCCACCCCUACAUGUUCAGCUGCGGGCUGGACAAGAUGGUCAAGUGCUGGGACCUGGAGCAAAACAAGGCGAUCCGCUCCUACCACGGCCACCUGAGCGGCGUGUACUGCCUGGCGCUGCACCCGGGGCUGGACGUGCUGAUGACUGGCGGGCGCGACUCGGUGGUGCGCGUGUGGGACAUGCGCAGCAAGGUGCAGGCCAUGGUGCUGGCGGGACACGACCAGACGGUGUGCUCGCUGCUGGCGCAGGCGGCGGACCCGCAGGUCAUCAGCGGCAGUCACGACUCCACCAUCCGCCUGUGGGACCUGCGCCGCGGCCGCGCCUCCUCCGUGCUCACCCACCACAAGAAGUCCAUCCGCGCACUGGCGCAGCACCCGUCGGAGUUUGCCUUCGCGUCCGCCUCCGCCGAGAACAUCAAGAAGUGGGCGCUGCCGGACGGGGACUUCCUGCACAACAUGCUCAGCCAGCAGCGCGCCAUCAUCAACUCCAUGGCGAUAAACCAGGACGGCGUCAUUGCGACGGGCGGCGACAACGGCAGCCUAUGGUUUUGGGACUGGCGCAGCGGCCACUGCUUCCAGCAGGACGAGACGCAGGUGCAGCCGGGCUCCCUGGAGAGCGAGGCCACCCUGUACGACAUGGCCUUUGACGCGAGCGGCAGCCGACUGAUUACGGCGGAGGGCGACAAGACGGUCAAGAUGUGGCGCGAGGUGGAGGACGCCUCGCCGGAGACGCAUCCGGGGCUGCCCUUCCGACCGCCCAAGGAAAUCAAGCGGUUUUGAAGGGUGUGAAAGGCAGCACAGGAAGGCAGCACGGAAGGGCGGAAAGAGGAAGGGGGAAGGUUGCCAUGCUGUGAAUGAACUGGGAG